This is a messenger RNA of Solea senegalensis (Senegalese sole), 1976 nucleotides long. RefSeq names its product AE binding protein 2 (gene aebp2). Gene Ontology annotation, cellular component: ESC/E(Z) complex. Gene Ontology annotation, biological process: regulation of transcription by RNA polymerase II. The record is from RefSeq and is a predicted model, not a curated record. NCBI's taxonomy places the organism in Eukaryota, Metazoa, Chordata, Actinopteri, Pleuronectiformes, Soleidae. The transcript has 8 exons. Bases 137 to 1504 code for a protein of 455 amino acids.
CGGGGCCCCGACGUAAUGCAAACCCACACUGCCGUGUUGUAGCUUGAAGCGGAGAGUGUGAGUGGAGGAGAGGGGGCAUCCCGGGGCAACUUUUCCACGGGAACAUUACUCAAAUAAAUCGGCGUGUUGUUCCAAAAUGGCUCAAAUCACGAGCGAGGGGGCAGAACAAGAUUCACAGUCGAAGCCGGAGCAAAACGGGACCGGUGAAACAGCAGAAACCGGCUCAGAGGAGCAGGCCGUGCCGGACCCCAAACAGGAACCGGGCGACAACAACGAGCUGAGAACAGGAAUGGACGCGAGUGGUGGUCGCGGUGCACCGGAAGAACACGAUGGAGAACCGUCCCGAGUCGCCGAGUCUGACAAAGAAGCCGACUCUCCAACUGAAAAACAACAUAGCGACGAGGGGGAUCCCGGUGACAAACUCUCUGAACCGGGGAAAAGUCCCGUUCAGGGGAGUUUGGCGAGUAGUAUCGAUUCUGCACAAGAGGGCUCCCGGGUGUUGAGGCAAGAACAAAGAGAAGGGGAGAGCGUGUCCUCCUCACCGCCUGCCGAGCGCACAAAGACCGCGGAGAGAGCCGCCCACGGCACCAAGAGACGGGCCAGCGUGGAGCUGACCUCCUCGGAUGGAGAGCCGCUGAGCCGCAUGGAUUCUGAGGACAGUAUCAGCAGCACCCUGAUGGACAUGGAGAGCACGGCGUCCAGUGGUCGCUCCACUCCGGCCAUGCUAAAUGGCCAUGGUGGGGGUGUGGUGUCAGGGAGCGGCGCGGUGCCCACUGGAGGAAAGUCUCUGAGCUACACUUGCUGCUGGGAUCACUGUCAGAUGCUGUUCCCCAGCAGCCCGGACCUGGCUGAGCACAUCAGAGCCACGCAUGUGGACGGACAGAGAGGAGGGGUGUUUGUGUGUCUGUGGAAGGGCUGCAAAGUGUACAACACACCAUCAACCAGUCAGAGCUGGCUGCAGAGACACAUGCUGACCCACAGUGGAGACAAACCGUUCAAGUGUGUCGUCGGAGGCUGCAACGCCACGUUUGCCUCCCAGGGGGGGCUGGCCCGUCACGUCCCCACUCACUUCAGCUCCGGUUCAUCCAAACUGUCCAGUCAGGGCAGAGUGAAGGAGGAGUCUCCGUCCAAGGCUGGCCUCAACAAGAGGAGGAAACUGAAGAACAAACACAGACGCUCACUCCCCCGACCCCAUGACUUCUUUGACGCUCAGACCAUGGAUGCCAUCCGUCAUCGAGCCAUCUGCCUCAACCUGGCAACACACAUCGAGAGCCUGGGCAACGGUCACAGUGUCGUCUUCCACAGCACGGUAAUAGCCAGGAGGAAAGAGGACUCUGGGAAAGUGAAGGUCCUGCUGCACUGGACACCCGAAGACAUACUGCCAGAUGUGUGGGUGAAUGAGAGCGACAGACUGCAGCAGAAGACCAAGGUGGUUCAUCUGUCAAAGCUGCCCACAGACACGGCUGUGCUGCUUGACCCCAACAUCUACAGGAUGUUCUUCUAGCAGCUUCAGUGAAGCUCUGUUGUCACUUCCUGCUAAUCAGACCCUUCGGAAGGGAGGUUGUCUCCUCAUCCACUCCUCUCCAACCCCCCCCCAGAGGAUGUUGGGAGUUGUAGUUACUCGUUUCUCAUGGCUACGUGAGACCUUCAGUGUUUCUUCUCAAUAGGUGCUGAGUUUACUGAGGAACUUUAGAGCAUCACGUUUGCUUUAUUUAGGUGACACAACUAGACUGUAAACUAACUGAUGGUGCUUUAACUGUAGACAGUUAGACAUGUGUAGAGAGAAACUUUUCUGUAAAUACUUGAGAUUUGUAAUAUAUUUUUAUACUUUGAAUUUUUUUUUUUUACUUCACUGUAGAUGUCUUUGUUUUCCCUUCACUGAACAUGUUUAAAUAGAUGAUUUUAAAGCUGAUAAUAUUGCCCAUGUGCAUAUAGCGUUGCUAUGAUUUGAUGUUAUUAAACUUUUCCACCCUCUA